Messenger RNA from Aureobasidium subglaciale EXF-2481, 1497 nucleotides. RefSeq lists its product as uncharacterized. Gene Ontology annotation, cellular component: mitochondrion. Gene Ontology annotation, molecular function: ATP binding; nucleic acid binding. The record is from RefSeq and is a predicted model, not a curated record. Lineage: Eukaryota; Fungi; Ascomycota; Dothideomycetes; Dothideales; Saccotheciaceae. The transcript has a single exon. The annotation marks the transcript as partial.
GCCACCAUCAAUCAGGCUCUGGAAGGAAACGACAUCCUCGCUCAGGCCAAGACCGGUACCGGCAAGACUCUGGGUUUCCUGAUCCCCGUCCUGCAGAACAUCCUCAAGACCGAUCCUUCCCUCGGUGAGCCCAGCAGAGGCUACGUUCGCAGAAACAACAAGGCCACCGCCGACGACAUUCGCGCCAUCAUUGUUUCGCCCACCCGUGAAUUGGCCGAGCAGAUCGCCGUAGAGGCAAGGCGUCUUGUUGCAAACACAUCGGUUGUUGUACAGACGGCAGUAGGAGGAACACAAAAGUCGGCCGGUCUGCGCGCCAUCCAGCGCCAGGGCUGCCACAUCCUUGUCGGUACUCCCGGUAGACUGAAGGACAUCUUCAGCGACAAGUACUCUGGAGUAGAGGCUCCUGGCCUCGACGCCCUGGUCUUCGACGAGGCCGACCGUCUGCUCGACCAGGGUUUCUGGCCCGAGAUUCAGGAGAUUAUGGAACUCUUGCCAAAGCCCGAGGAGAAGAGCCGUCAGACACUCAUGUUCAGCGCCACUGUCCCGCAAGAGGUUCAGAGACUGGUCAAGACAACUCUCAGACCUGGUUAUGAAUUUGUCAAGACUGUGCGCGAUGACGAAGAGCCCACCCACGCCCGCGUCCCCCAAUACUUAGUCACUGUCAAUGGCCUGGAGAAUACCGUCCCUGCCAUUGUCGAGCUGUGCAAGAACGCAGUUGCCGACGCCCAACAGCCUGAUGGUCGCCCCUUCAAGGCCAUUGUCUACUUCAACUCGACCGCCGAAGUCACUUUGGCUUCUGCUGCUCUUACUGAGCUGCCAGUCGAUGAGGAUUCCAUGCCCCCCCAAGAGCCUACCGGUCGUAGCCGUUACCGCGAUGUUCGUGGUGCCCUCUACCCUGCUCGCAUUUUCGAGAUCCACUCGCGUUUGAGCCAGGCCCAGCGUACUCGUGCUUCCGACAACUUCCGCAAGUGCUCUUCUGGUAUUCUCGUUUCCUCGGACGUUACCGCCCGUGGUAUGGACUUCCCCAAUGUAACACACGUUAUUCAGGUCGGUAUACCUCGCGACCGUGAAACCUACAUUCACCGUAUCGGCCGUACCGCCCGUGCCGGCAGAGAGGGUCAGGGUUGGUUGAUCUCUCCUAUUCUCGAGGCCCAGGAGCUUCCCCGCAAGCUCAGAGACCUUCCCCUUCAGAAGGAUAAUACCAUCACUACUGCCACCGUUGACAUGACCCGCGAGGCUGAUGUCCCCAAGUCAGCCGCUACUAUUCUGAGCCAGGUCGCCGAGUCAUACAAGCGCAUUCCUAUGCAACUCAAGGCCGAUGCUUACAGAGGCUACAUCGGUACUUACGGCUUUGUCCGCAAGAGCGCCCUUGUCAAGGCCAUCAACAACCUCUCCCGCUACGCCUGGGGCAUGUCAACUCCCCCAGAGAUCUCAUCAGCCCUCGCCAGUCGUGUUGGCCUGACUAGAAUUCCCGGCCUGAACAUUGACGGAAGAAUC